AUGUAUUGGCGUCAAAAGCGACAUCUCACAUCUUCACAUGUAAUUAUUGGACGAGCUGAUUGGAAAACAUCAAAUUAUGUGUCAACAACAAAAUAUAAUGUUUUCACAUUCUUACCUAUAUUUUUAUUCUAUCAAUUCAAAACAUUUGGAAAUUUAUUCUUUCUUAUGAUUUGUAUUGUACAGUUCUUUCCAAGUUUAAAUCCAUACGGUACAAAUACAACGAUUAUACCACUUGUUAUUAUCAUUCUAGCAGCUGCAGCUAAAGAAAUUUUCGAAGAUUUUAGACGUUUAAUGGCAGAUCGUCGUGUUAAUCGACGAUUUGUGCUAAUUUGUAAGGAAGAUGAGAAAACGAAAAAUUGGAAAUGGGAAAGAAUUCAUUGGGCUAAGUUAAAAGUUGGACAAGUUGUGAAAAUUAUGAAAAAUGAAACUAUCCCGGCAGAUAUUGUACUAAUUUCAUCAAGUGAACCAGCUGGUAUGGCAUAUAUUGAAACAAGUAAUUUGGAUGGUGAAACAAAUCUUAAAAUUCGUCAAGCGUUACCAAAAACUGCUGGGAUAAUUGAUGAUAACAAAGUUAUAGCACUAUGUUCAUCAUUAUGGAAGAUGGAAUGUGAUCCGCCGAGUCCAGCAUUAUACGAAUUUCAUGGUGUUAUCAAAAUUAGCAAUUCACUUGAAAUGUUGAGAAAGGAAAGUGAUGAAGAUCUUAAAACAGAUUAUUCCCUUGGAACAAAUCAGCUACUACCACGAGGAUGUAAAUUGCAAAAUACCGAUUGGGUUUAUGGUGUUGCGGUAUAUGUUGGUCGAUGUACAAAGCUUGUGCUGAAUACAAGCGGUACUCGUACUAAAGUAUCAUUGGUGGAACGAAUUACCAAUUGUAUGAUGAUGAUUCAGUUCGGAUUUUUAGUAUUCAUGGCUUUAUUUAAUGCAUGCAUGGGUUCUAAUAGUAUCAGUAGGGUUUAUUAUUAUCUGCCAUAUUUUCAUGAUAAUUUUCAUCGCUUACACAUUUUUCCAACACUUAUCGGCUUAAUAAUAUUUUAUUCUGGUCUAAUACCGAUCAGUUUGAAUAUUACGCUUGAAAUGAUUCAAUUAUUCCAAGCAUAUUUUAUUCAACAAGAUUUAAAUCUUUACGAUGAGAAUACUGAUACAAGAACUGAAGUACGAAGUUCAAAUUUGAAUUCACAACUUGGACAAGUUCGUUAUAUUAUCAGUGAUAAGACGGGUACAUUAACUCAAAAUAAGAUGUGUUUUAAAAUGUGCACCAUUGGUGGUAUACAAUAUGGUUCAAUGAAAACGAAAAAAUUCACUGAUAAAAAAAUUCUCAACGAUUUAACAAAUAAUGCUGCUAAUGCUAAUGAUAUACGUGAAUUUUUAACAUUACUAGCAAUUUGUCAUAUGGUUGUUCCCGAGAAAACUGUAAAUUCGGGAUUACAAAAAUUGAUUUACCAUUCAUCAUCACCAGAUGAGAAAGCAUUGGUUAAAGGUGCAAGAGAUUUGAAAUUUAUCUUCCAUACACGAACACCACAAAGUGUUUUUAUUGAAGCUAUGGGUAAGCAAGAGAAGUAUGAUAUAUUGAAUGUAUUAGAAUUUACCAAUAAUCGAAAACGUAUGGGUGUUAUUGUACGAUGUCCAGAUAAGAAAUUAAGAUUAUAUAUUAAAGGAGCGGAUAGCGUUAUUUUUCCACGAUUAACAUUAAAUUCAAAAAAAUUCCUGAUUAGUCGGACAAUGAAACAUUUGGUGAAUUUUGCAAAUCUUGGUUUACGUACAUUAUGCAUGGCAAUGUGCAUCCUAAAGGAGGAAGAGUAUAAGAAAUGGGAACCUGGUUAUCAUCGGGCAACUGUUGCACUCAAAGGUCGUGAAAAGUUAAUCGAAAUGGAAGCAGAAAAAAUUGAAAAGAAUCUCGAAUUGCUUGGUGCAUCGGCUAUUGAAGAUAAGUUACAGGAGGGAGUAAAGGCAACUAUCAAACAUUUGAUUGAAGGCGGUAUCAUAGUUUGGGUAUUAACAGGUGAUAAAUUGGAAACUGCACAAAGCAUCGGUUAUUCAUGUGGUCUGAUCGAUCCAUUCACGCCUAUUUUGAUACUUGGAGAGAAAAAUGCCGAAAAAACAGCUGAUAAAAUUAAUAUAUUUCUUGAUAAAUUUGCAAACAAAAAUAUUAAGAUUUCAUUAAUUGUUAGUGGCGAGAGUCUUGAUCAUGCUUUGAAGAUGCAAUAUAAAAUGCAAUUUCUUCAUUUGGCUUCAUUAUCCUCAACCUUAAUAUGCUGUCGAUGUUCACCGGCACAAAAAGCUGCUGUUGUAAAAUUACUCAAAAAUUGGUCUGAUGGUACUGUACUAGCAAUUGGUGAUGGUGCUAAUGAUGUAGCAAUGAUACAGGAAGCUGAUAUUGGUGUUGGAAUAAGCGGUGAAGAAGGUUUGCGAGCAUCACUUGCAGCUGAUUACUCAAUAGCACAGUUUCGAUUCUUAGAACGUCUUAUAUUCAUUCAUGGAGCAAUCAAUUAUCAUCGUAUCACGAAAACUAUUUUAUAUUUCUUUUACAAAAAUAUUGUUCAAACUCUGACUAUGUUCUUUUAUGAAUUCCAUACAUUGUUUGCCGAUUCGUCAAUAAUGGAUAAUUGGUCGCUGGUAAUGUUUAAUAUAUUUUUCACUAGUUGGUCACCUUUGGCCAUUGGUAUUUGGGAUCGGUUGCUUCCAUUUAAGGUGAUGAUCGAUUAUCCAGCUCUUUAUCAUUUAUCACAAAGUAGUGAAGGAUUCUCGCUAAAAGCUUAUUUUAUAUGGAUGUUUACUGGUUUGGUGCAUGCAACAGUAAUUUCCAUAAUUGCAUAUCAGAUAUUUGAAAACGAUAUCCUAUGGUACAAUGGUCGUGUGGCAAAUUACUACGUUAUGGGAACUGUCAUUAACAUUGCUGUUGUAGUUGUUGUCAAUUUAAAAGCGAUUAUAGAGACCGAUUCUAUUACCAUUAUGUCUUGGAUAGCACUAUUUGGUUCCAUUAUUAUGCUAUUUAUAUUCUUUUUUUCGUACAGUUUAACAUCACCUGCUAGUCCAAUUAUCAAAGUUGAGCCAGCUAUGGCCGAUACAAUAAUUCAUGUGUUAACUUCACCUAUCGCACUUACAUAUAUUAUAUUUGUCGUACCUGUAUCACUAUCAUUCGAUUUGCUAAUUAAAUUAUUACAACGAUCAUUGUAUCGAACGAUUCGUGAUGAAGUUGUUUCACGAGAAUUUGAUGUAAAACAAUUCAAUGAUCUUUAUUAUCCACUUGUUAAAGUAAAACAAAUUGUUACUAAAGCAUCUGAAUCAGCUCUUAGCCUUGUAAAUAUACAAACUAAACAACGUGGUUAUUCAUUCUCACAAGAUAAAGAACCAGCUGUACCGCAAAGUGAUGUUGUACGAUUGUAUGAUUCUCGAAUGCCAAAAAUAUCCACAAUCUGA
Messenger RNA from Cercopithifilaria johnstoni, 3417 nucleotides. The record is from the annotation of a GenBank genome assembly. Lineage: Eukaryota; Metazoa; Nematoda; Chromadorea; Rhabditida; Onchocercidae.